CCUCGGCCGUAUGGCACGCCGGGUGCUCUCUCAGCGUGAGCGAAUAGUGAUGGUCCGCUGCAAUGUUUGGGUAGUGUUUUUUUCGCAGGCAGUUCUCACAGUGCCUAUCAUCUCUGGGACUGAUAACCUGCCGCUACUACUCCCACCACAACGCUGCCUGUGCCCCAAUGAGGAUUAUAUAUGCGAGGUGACCUCUGGAGUAGGAAUUGUAUGGCGAACAGUUACAAUCAAUGGGACUGGAUUGUCUGUAAUAAACGAUGAGGACACACUUUAUAUUGAAGAAGGUGGCUUCCAAAUACGUUUUGUAAGAAAUCUAGGCAACUUUACAUCAGUUCUACAUGUCAGCAACUUGAAUUUGAAUGAGACUGACAUCACUUGUGAGGGUAUUUACUUUGUUCAAAUCAGUAGACUGAGAUUGACUAACACUACCAAAAUAUGUAUAGCAGGUCCAGCCUCCCCUCCCACUAGUCUGUCAGUGGUGUGGGACUCACCAUCAGCUGUGGUCAGUUUCCAGUCUCCAGUGUAUGGUGGAGAAUGUGUGGACUAUUAUGUGGUCACUGCUGUCAGUGGAGAGAGGAAUGUCUCUUGUAAUGCCACUAGUGAUGGUAGUGAUAGAAACUGCAGUAUUUAUCUCGGUGAUGGCAACGUCAAUGACUAUAACUUCACUGUCCAUGGUGUUACUCGUGUCAAUGAUAGUUUUGUCUACAACGGAGACAUUGCCACUGACUGCUAUUUGUCAAUUCCAGAGAAUGUAAGAGCUGUUGAAGAGGAAUGUGGUCGUAUUAAUGUCACCUGGAAGAGCAGCCAUAACAUGACCGCAGUAAACACAACCAUCAGUUGGGGUGGGGUCCACAGCAGUGGAGCCAGACACUAUGAGAGAGGUAGUUCUGAAGACUCUCAUCUACUGACAUUAGACUACUCUGAGACUGGACCAGUGGAAAUUGCUGUGACAUUCUCUAGUGCUGUCUGUAACAAAACCACUACCAUUACACUUAACAGAAAAAGAUGUCUAACUGCAAGUGAAACAACUCCAGUCCCAACCCCUGGUGGUUUUGAAUUCACAUGCCCUGUUGUGGAGGAGUGUUCAUCGACCUCAUACACGGCAGUUGGUGUAGGUGUGGCUGGAGGAGUGGUAGUUGGACUUAUUUCUGGGAUAGUCGGGACAGUCACUGUGUUGUUGGUUAUCAUGAGGAAGAGAGCUUCCAAAGGAACCUCCAACAGAGACACAGAGCUGAGUGCAACAAAUGUGGUUCGUGAGUCUCGACCUCCAGCAGUGGUGUAUGAGACAGUGAGUGAUGUGGUGACACCCACUGGUCCAGACACCAGUGAGAACGUGGCUUAUGGAGUCUCUCACUCUCUACCCACCACCACACAACACAACCCUGCUUAUGGACACACCACUCCAAACCAAUGAACCUUGCUUGAUCCCCUGUGUGCUACUAGCUAUUGUUUGUGAUUGCUUAUCGGUUUU
This is a messenger RNA of Geodia barretti, 1471 nucleotides long. Lineage: Eukaryota; Metazoa; Porifera; Demospongiae; Tetractinellida; Geodiidae. The record is from the annotation of a GenBank genome assembly.